AUGUCUGACCUUAUAAGCCUGGCUUCCGGGCUGCUGGCUCUGUCUACGUUUGCCUUCAAGGCCAGUGUCACGCUCUUCGAAACAGUGCAGAGUUUUAAGUCUCACUCCAGCCGCGUCAGCGAACUUUUGGAGGAGCUCGAGGCCCUGAGUGGAGUGUUAGGCCCGCUCGCAGAGAGAGUUGAAACCGGCGACUUCGGCCUCUCGACGCUCAAGCUCCCCUUACUACGAUGCGGCAGGUCCUGCGAAGAGUUCGAACAAGAACUGAUAAAGUGCUCGCAGCGGGCCGGUGGCGGGCGGACGAGCUUCCGAGACUGGGCCAGGCUGAGGUACCUGGGAGAAGACAUAGAUGGCUUCCGGCGACAGCUGGCUGGGUAUAAGUUAACCAUCAACAUUGCGCUUACCGACGCCAGCCUCCGCCAAUCCUCCGCCACUGCCGAACGCCUCGAUGGCUACAGAGACCUUAUCAAGGGUGCUCAAACUAACCUCGAGGAUCGUCUUGAAAGUAUCGACGAAAAGCUUGAGCUCUUUUUUGGGCAAACGGUGGCAGAGUCCGACUCGGAUACUCUAGAGGUACAGCUGAUAAAAGAGGAGCGGCUGAGCACGGAAAAAUGUCUCCAAAUCUGCGCCCAGCUGUCCACCACUAUCGACCAGAUUCAAGUCUCGUCUAACCGUGAUGGUAGACCUUCUGAGCUACUUGAAACAGAUUCCUUAUCUGAAAGUGCCACCAAUAAUUGCUUGGCGGAUUGCAAGAAUAACCUUCUUCUUACCUCUGCAAAGCUGGAGAAGCAUAUGCGUGAUCUAACGAACCGGUUAUUGGCAAAAUCAAAGGCAUCGAUGACGUCUGAGGAGGACAUAGCGGAUCUUGCAAGGCUGCACGAUGAGUGGGAGACCACCCGCCAGUGCAUGGACAUCUGUUCCAGGGCAGGCCAGAACUUGCAAGAAAAUGUUAGCAAAAUCGACAACUAUGCUACCGGAGACGCUGUGCAGUUCAUGGUUUCGACAAACGGAAAAGUCAUCCACGGUAAAAAUCGCGGUCUUGGAUGGAGAUCGAGGCAGGUUGGAGGCUACCUCGACAACGACACGGUUAAACAGUUAUCAAGAGACAUGGCUAGUUACGGCGUCCGAAACACUGAGAAUCAUCAGGACCUCCCUUCGCGAGGCAAUAUACCGCGCGCUCCUAACGAUGGGGCAGAGGAUACACAUGCUUCCGAAUAUGAAAAGCUGUACGGACAUGGUUUUAAACUCACAUCAACGGCGUCUCCCAGUCCUAUGUCUUUUACAGAUAAAGCCCAGAGUGGAAGAAGUGGCCCAAUGCGAUAA
This is a messenger RNA of Nannizzia gypsea CBS 118893, 1320 nucleotides long. RefSeq lists its product as hypothetical. NCBI's taxonomy places the organism in Eukaryota, Fungi, Ascomycota, Eurotiomycetes, Onygenales, Arthrodermataceae. The transcript is spliced from 2 exons. The record is from RefSeq and is a predicted model, not a curated record. The coding region runs from base 1 to 1320 and encodes 439 amino acids.